UUGUCACAAUAUUAGAAAUCUUAAGGCUACCGUAUGGUGUAAAGAAGAAGGAAUUGCACUUGCAAAUCUUAUAAGCUAUCAAAGAUGCUUAAAAAAAUUCUCUCUAGUAAAUAGUAAUAACUUUGCAUCAUCUUCUGUUCAAUUUCUUCAAAGUGUUAAUGCAAAAUUUAAAUCCACUACACUACAAUUAAAUGAUAAAGCUAUUUCUUCACUUAGUCAGUGUACAAACAUUACUGAACUAAAGUUUAAUCAUUGUGAAGGAAUUAUAUACUUUCCCAUUUAUCCAACAUUCCGAAAUUUGACGUCUUUAGAGUACACUUAUGGAAGUUACUCCAUUUACGAUAGUGCGCCACCUAUUGAAAUAUUAUCUAGUCUCAUCAGGAUGAAUGGUAAAACUAUUGAAAAUGUUACCUUUAGUUGGCACCGGCAUUUUAAUAAUCCACUUGAGUGUACCCAACUUAUCAAAAAUAUUGCUGAGUGUACAGUUAAUCUAAAAUGUUUACAAACUCCACUUUAUACAUUGGAACAACUUGCUUUAAUCCUUCAAACUAAAAAUCAGUUAAAAAAACUCGAAAUACAUAUAGGCUAUGAAAUUCAUCCAUAUUGUGCACUUUUUCUUUUUAUCAAUAUGCCAUUUAAUAACCUUAAAAAUUCUAUAAUCCAAUUAUAUUUUGAUGGAUAUAGUAAUUUUCGACCUGAGGUUAAUCAAUUAAAACAAGUGUUUGAACAAAUUUUUUAUAAAAAUUAUCAAUUUAACAAUUUUGUUUUAUAUCAACGAAGUUGGCCGAAUCUUUCAAAAGAUAAGAAAGAGAAAUUAGUAGAAAGUUUUCCCUCUCUUAAAAUUAAUAUAUUAAAAGAACUACCUGAUAACGUUUUAACACCGGACAUUUG
Dentiscutata erythropus is the source of this 891-nucleotide messenger RNA. The record is from the annotation of a GenBank genome assembly. Lineage: Eukaryota; Fungi; Glomeromycota; Glomeromycetes; Diversisporales; Gigasporaceae.